Molecule: messenger RNA, 1406 nt
Organism: Calliphora vicina (urban bluebottle blowfly)
Lineage: Eukaryota; Metazoa; Arthropoda; Insecta; Diptera; Calliphoridae
Product: mitochondrial 2-oxodicarboxylate carrier
Exons: 3
Coding region: 325-1230 (301 amino acids)
Source: RefSeq, a predicted model, not a curated record
UGACCAAGAAAGAAAGACAGGAGGAAAAAAGCUGAAUAAAAAUCAUCAUGGAGAAAUAACAAUAGAGCAGAAUCAAUGUCGCGUUAAUCAGUGCUACGGCUGAGUUCUAACUGAGUGUAUCGUCGUUUAGUAGGCAACGCAAAUAACGACAAAAUUCAAGAAACGGGGAAAUUAAUUUUGCGCGUGUUAAUAAAAUCUAAUUUAUUUAUACCUACCUAUACAUUUAUGUAUAUAAAUAUAUAAUUUUAUAUAUAUAUCUAUAUAUUUUAAUGAUAAAUAGUUGAUUGAUUGAUUAAAAUACGUUAGAGAAUAUCUUCAAUAACAAUGUCUGCUCAAACACAACAGAAGGAAUUGCCGCCCUUAAAAAGAGCCGCUUUGCAAGUGGUGGCUGGCGGCUCAGCCGGUUUUGUGGAAGUAUGUAUUAUGCAACCCUUGGAUGUGGUCAAAACGAGAAUGCAAUUGGGUGGAGGAGCGCAUCAAUAUAAAGGCGUUUUCGAUUGCUUUGGCAAAAUGUAUCGCCAAGAAGGUUUAUUCUCCUUCUGGAAGGGUAUCCUGCCACCCGUUAUAGCCGAAACCCCUAAGAGAGCUAUUAAGUUUGUAAUUUUUGAACAAACCAAACCCCUGUUUCUGUUUGGAGCUCCUGCACCCACGCCAUUGACUUUCUCUUUAGCUGGUCUCACUGCCGGUGUGCUGGAGGCCAUUGCCGUCAAUCCCUUUGAAGUGGUUAAGGUAGCCCAACAGGCUGAUAAAUCGAAAAUGAAGGAGGCCCAAAGCACCUGGGCGGUUACAAAACAAAUCAUACAGAAAGAUGGUUUCGGUUUUCGUGGUCUGAAUAAGGGUGUCACUGCUACCAUGGGUCGUAAUGGUGUCUUCAAUAUGGUGUACUUUGGUUUCUAUCACAGUGUCAAAAAUAUUGUUCCCGCCUAUGAUGAUCACACCAAAGAAUUCUUCCGUAAAGUAGCCAUUGGCUUCACCUCCGGCACUUUGGCCUGUUUCGUAAACAUUCCCUUCGAUGUGGCGAAAUCUCGCAUCCAAGGUCCCCAACCCCAACCCGGUGUUAUUAAAUACAAAUCCACUUUCGGUUCCAUACGUAUGGUGUAUCGCGAAGAAGGCUUCCGGGCUUUGUACAAGGGUCUGGCACCCAAGGUCAUGCGUUUGGGUCCGGGUGGUGCCAUUAUGUUGCUGGUAUUUGAGUACGCCUACGAGUUCUUGCAAAAGAAGUGUGUUUAGACCAGGCUGCAGGGAGUAAAUGAAUGAACGAAUGAAUGCAUUAAAUACACAAUUCUAAAUGUGUAUAUAUAAAUAAAUAUAAAUUAUUUUUUGACUGUGUACUUUAUAAUUAUAAUAACUAUGUUGUUUAUAAGAUUUGAUUAAAGAUUUUGUUAUUUUUUCUAAUGUUUAAACUA